This is a messenger RNA of Crotalus tigris (Tiger rattlesnake), 6510 nucleotides long. RefSeq names its product HEAT repeat containing 1 (gene HEATR1). NCBI's taxonomy places the organism in Eukaryota, Metazoa, Chordata, Lepidosauria, Squamata, Viperidae. The transcript is spliced from 43 exons. Gene Ontology annotation, molecular function: snoRNA binding. Gene Ontology annotation, cellular component: small-subunit processome; t-UTP complex; 90S preribosome. The record is from RefSeq and is a predicted model, not a curated record. The annotation marks the transcript as partial. Gene Ontology annotation, biological process: maturation of SSU-rRNA from tricistronic rRNA transcript (SSU-rRNA, 5.8S rRNA, LSU-rRNA); positive regulation of transcription by RNA polymerase I.
GGUGCACUGGCCUGGAAGAGCUGAUUGGGAUUGAUCCGUCCUUUGAGAUAUUUGAGACAACCCUUUUCAGUCAAAUAUCUAAAGGUUUGGAACGCAGUGUCCAAACUAAAGCAGUAAACCAGCAGCUAGAUCAAAAUAUUUCAUUGUUCCUGAUUCACUUGUCUCCAUAUUUCAUGCUUAAGCCAGCACAGAAGUGCCUUGAGUGGCUGAUUCACAGGUUUCAUAUUCAUUUGUAUAAUCAAGACAGUUUGAUUGGCUGUGUAUUGCCCUACCAUGAGACAAAGUUGUUUGUGCGAGUUAUUCAACUUUUAAAAAUUAGCGACUCAACUCAUAAAUGGCAUUGGUUGCAUCCAAUUCAGAAACCAGGAGUCCCUCUUGCACGAGGAACUUUGAUUACACACUGCCACAAAGAUUUGGGUUUCAUGGAUUUCCUAUGCAACCUAGUGACUAAAUCUGUAAAGGUCUUUUCACAAUACCCAGGGAGUUCAUCACAGAUGAGAGUCCUGCUGACUUUUUAUGCUUCUACAAUUGUGUCUGCUCUUGGGGCCAUAGCAAAUGUCACAGACACCCUUGUCUCCAGAUUGCUUCCAUAUAUCCAAAAGGGUUUGAAAUCAUCCUUGGUGGAUUUCAGAGCUGCAACAUAUAUGAUCAUCUGUCAGUUAACUGUAAGGGUAACAAUGGAACAAUCACUGGUUCGUUCGUUGAUGUUACUGAUUAGUAAGACUUUGACCAAGAUACCCUCUCUUGUCAAAGAUGGGCUAUGCUGCUUGAUUGUCCUUCUACAGAGCCAGAAGGAAGAAGGACUUGGAGAAAAACCAUAUGUUCAUCUGUGUAAUAUACCCAAUCUGAUUGCUACUCUUCAUGAAAUUUCAUCAGCUCACGAUGUCAGUCCAAUUUUACAUUAUCUCCUGCCCCACUUAGUUCAUUCAGUUAUUUAUGGAAAAGCAGAGAUGGAAGAAGGAUCCAACACAAUUGAUAAUCAAAUCUACAUUAAACAACUGGAAGCUAUACUUACAACUAUACCACUAGAAAAAGAUUUGGAUCAUUUAUUGGCCUGUAAGUUUCUGGAGGAUUAUAUUUCCUAUGGUGUAAAGAGUGGUUCUGAUCCUGCCAAAAUAGCUGAAAUUAAUAAAGAGUUACUUCCUCUAAUCAGACUUUUUGAAAGAAAGUACUCUAGAACACUAGAUUUGGUACUGGAGAAAUAUCUGAAGAAUGUCAAAAAUCAGAAGGAGCAAGAUCUUUUCCACCAAUUUAUUUCUCUUUCAGUGAGUGGUGGUAAAUAUCAGUUUCUAGAAGAUUCAAAUACCUCCCUGCUCCUUAGUUUGAAUCAUUCACAGCCAGCAGUGAGAGUCCUGGCUGUUCAACAUUUGAAAGAAAUAAUUGAAACAUCAAAGGAGGGCUUUGAUGACUCUUUCAUAGAAGAAGCAAUUGUAGCACGACUAAAAGAUGAUAAUUUAGGUGUGGUUAUGUCAUCUCUUCAUACAUUAGAUAGUGCCUUGAUUCGUUUGAAUAAAUUUGGUGAACAAAUUGGACUCAGUCUGUUGUCUCUGUUUGAAAGAGCUGAUCUCUUAAAGGAUGAAAAAUGGUGCAAAAUUCUAGAAAUGGUAUUAUGCCUUUUAAUGAAAGUAGAUACUAUUAAGGAAAAUAAAGAUCUCUUCAAUCAGUUAGUCCUACAAUUGCUACCUUUUCUGGUCAUAACCAACAAUGAUUUAAAAUCUGCUGAAGGGAGAGUGGCAGUUUGCAUAACAGAGUCCGGUCUUUGUUCUCUUCAUCCUUUGUUGAAAGGUUGGCCAAAUGUUUUCCAAGAGGUGAUUAAUUCAGCUAAGUCAGGAGACUUAUCAGGCGCAUCUAAUGCCAGACUGCUGGACCUCUUGUCCAAGAACCUGAUUUCAGAAGAUUCUUCCUUCGUGUCAGAAAUGGUGGAAGGCUUCAUCAAUCUUAUUGAAAAGGAAUCUCCUACUGGAAAACAGAAGCUAACAGGCCACAUUAUAAGUUUUGUUCUUGUCCAGUCUUGUUGCAAUUGUUCCCAAAUGGGAGACUGUUAUUUAUUCCUGGCUUUAAGGAUCUUCUAUUUUUUGAAUAAAAAAAUGGACAGAUUUAAAGACAACUGUUCUUCAGAGGAGAACAAUUCUUCUGAGUUCCCAUCUGGGAAUGAAUCUUUCCGGGACCUGUUAUCAACGUAUACAAAAAAAUUAAACGCUCAGGCAUCGGUUGACCUUGAAGAUGCCAUGCUGUUCCUCAUUUUGUUGAGAAGUUUUAUUGAAGGCCUGGUCUCUCCAAAUUCCUUUUUGAAAGAUGAAGUCUGGUGGAAUCCUGAAACUUUAAAUUCAAACAGUAAAGAUUAUUUGCACUUGCUGUUGGGACUAUUUGACGUUGUUAUCAGAGGUGCAAGUGAGGGAUUCUAUGCUGGUCAUUUUCGGGCACUGAUGCGACUUCUGUUUGAGGCACAUUUGAAAGGACCAGAGCAUCAGUUUAGAUUUCUCUCCAUUUUAUGGACUUACAACUACAACUUGUGCAAUCAGCUAAACUUUGUGAUGGAUGCUGUGCUGCAAACUCGGGCAUUGUACAUAGGAAGUGUCAUGCUCGAAUCUCAAUCUGAGCAGAAAAAAAGGCAGUUGGUGUCAACUGCAUCUCCAGUAAUUGUAUCUCUGUUGAUCAAUUUGGGAAGUCCUGUGAGUGAAGUCCGAAGAGCUUCCCUCAAGUGCCUCCAUUCCUUAAGUGGAGUAGAAGAAUCCACUUUUCAUCCCAUGCUUCAGAGUUUCACGAAGAAAGCUGAGGAAAUAAUGUCUGAUUCAACUUACGUUAUCCAGGUUCUUGGUGAUCUCUUUGGAGGAGAACCUACCCAACAGAAGCAAAAAGCCAAGCAGCAGAAAUUGUCAGAAGCAUUGACAGCAUUACUUGAAUGUGUCCAAGGCUUUAGAUGUCCUUCCUAUAUUGCAAGAAACCUGAUGAAAAUUCUUCAUAAAGUCAAUGGCAGUGCCGUGCUUCUUAGCUUACUGCCUCUCCUAGAUCGGCUAUUGGAGAAAGCUUUUGGUACCGGACAGAUGUUGAAAGAUGAAGCCCUUCUUUUGCACCUCGUUCUUGGGAAAUACAAUGAGCACUCGGCAACACUCCUCUGCACAAGUCAAGAGUGCCUACAUCUGUUCCUCAAAGCGUUGCAUGCCUCGCAGGAAGUGUACCAGGGCCUUCAUCCUUUUCAGAUUACAGCUCUUGGGCAGAUUACAAAAGCUUUCUUUGCUGCACUGCCAGAUGGGAAGGUACAGCAAAGGAUUCUGGGAGUUCUUUUUGACUUACUUCUCAAUUGCAAGAAUCUACAUUGUGCCCAGACAAUCAGCAGCGUAUUUAAAGGGAUUUCAGUAGAUGCUGAGCAGAUUAGUAUCGAACUGGAACCUCAACCUAAAAUCAAGACUGUGGCUACAGUUCACCAGACAAGAAGGCAGAAAAUACAACAACAGAGGAAAGUCCAAGAUCAAGAAUGUGCACAAGAAGAAAGUAUGAACUGGCAAAGAAUUACACUUAUCCUAGAAUUGCUACAGCACAAAAAGAAGCUCAAACAGCCUCAGGCCCUGAUACCUACCCUUUUCAAUUUGCUAUCUAGGUGUCUAGAACCUACUGCAGGGGAAGAAAAUCUGGAAUACACAAAACAACUAAUACUUGGUAGUUUGUUAAACAUUUGUCAGAAGCUGUCCCCAGAUAGCAACAGGAUAAAGGCAGGUCUCCUGGAUGAAGAGAAGUUCAAUGUGGAACUGAUUGUUCAAUGCAUCCGGGUCUCAGAAAUGCCACAGACACAUCACCACGCACUGCUGUUGCUGGGUGCCGCAGCUGGAAUGUUUCCUGAUAAAGUGCUACACAAUAUCAUGCCCAUUUUUACAUUCAUGGGAGCAAACGUCAUGCGUCUGGAUGAUGCGUACAGUUUCCAGGUGAUUAACAAGACAGUGAAGAUGGUCAUUCCAGCUCUUAUACAGGCAGAGGAAGAUGGUAGGUCUUCAGGAACUGCAGGGAACAUGGAAGGAGUUGUGAUUAAAAUCAUCCGGGUUUUUGUGGAUGCCUUGCCCCACGUGCCAGAGCAUCGGCGUCUCCCAAUUCUAGAGCAACUGACAAGUACUUUGGGGGCAGAGCGAUUUCUGUGGAUUCUUUUAGUACUGUUGUUUGAACAACAUGUAACCAAAUCUGGGACUGCAGUAGCCAGUGGGGAGAAGGAUAUUGUUUUGGAAACUGAUACGGAAUUCUGGAUUUCUGUAUGUUGUGAAUUCAGCAUAAUUGAACAGCUGCAAAGUUUAAUGAAACUACUCAGCUAUUUAACAAACCUGCCAGAGAACAAAGAAGACGAUUCUGGGCAAAAGAAGUCGAGGCCACUCAGGACACAAGCCUACAGUCAAGAAACAGAACUCUUUGAUGUGGAGUCUCAUUCUGGCAAACAGUUGAGGCAUUUGAAAUUCCUGGCAGUCUCUUUCAUGUCACAGCUUCUGGCUUCGCACAGUUUUGUAAAAAAAGUAGUUGAAUGUGAAGAUUCUGAAGAGUUAAAGGAACUUGAACAAAAGUUGUUGGAAAAAGUUCUUUGCUACAUAAAUGCAGUGGCACAAUCAAUAGAAAAAAAUGCCAACACUUUGACAGCCAAAUUCUGGAAGGUUUUGCUCAACAAAUCUUAUGAACUACUAGAUAAAAUCAAUUCCUUAAUUCCAACAGAAACCUUUAUUCCUGUCCUCAGGGGCCUGAUAAUCAAUCAGUUGCCCUCAGUGAGACGUAAAGCCAUGGAUCUCCUCAACAAUAAACUGCAACAGAACACACAAUGGAAGCAAACCCAAGUGGAACUGCUGCUUGAAUUGAUUCCCGACCUCCUCACUGUUGUGCAACAUCAGGAAGCUGAGGAACAGGCAAUUAACAGGCAGACGGCCUUGUAUAGCUUGAAGUUGCUGUGCAAGUGUUUUGGCACAGAGAAACAUGAGCUGUUUGUAACUGUGUUAAAAGUGGCCAUCAAGGUGAUUUCUUCAGAUGGGAAAGAAGAAAAAAAUGUUGUUGGAAGUGCUUUGUUGUGCGCUGCUGAGGUCACCUGUGUGCUGAAAGCAUUGGCUAUACCUCAACUUCCAAGACUGAUGCCGGCAUUGCUAAAUAUACUGAAACACAAAAAGGACUUGGUCGCCAAUGAAAUUUAUUUACUUAGCACAGUGACGGCUCUGCUGAAAAUUGUAGAAACUUUGCCAUGCUUCCUCAGCCCAUAUUUACUGGAUGUUCUGCUCCAGGUGGUCCACUUGGACAGAAUUACUGUUGAAAUGGGACCUUCAUCUCAAGUUAAUCUUCGUGUGGCCUCUCUGAAAACCACUUUAGCAACAAAACUUCCAGCAAGAGUUCUUCUGCCGGCAAUUGCCAAGUGCUAUGGUGAAAUUGCAAAUGCCUAUAAGAAUGAUGUGGGUACUAUAAUGGAUAUUUUGAAGGAGCACAUUGUAACUCUGGAGAAAAAUCAGCUCUCUGCUCAUCAAUCUGAGCUAACAGCAUUUUUCACAAAGGCUUUGGACUUCAGAGCUGAACACUCUCAGGACAAUAUAGAGAAGGUUGGCAAAAUAGAAUCUCGAAUUAUUACAUGCUUAAUCAGCAUGAUUAUGAAGCUUUCUGAAAUGUCUUUCCGACCCUUGUUUUUCAAGCUCUUUGAUUGGGCCAAAACUGAAGGUGCCUCAAAGGAUAGACAGUUAACUUUCUACCGACUGGCAGACUGUAUUGCUGGUGAGCUAAAAGGGCUGUUCAGCCUAUUUGCUGGCCAUUUAGUGAAACCUUUUGCUGACAAUCUGAACCAGAUUAAUACAUCAAAAACAGAUGCAGAUGAAGCUUACUUUGAAUCUGAGGGCGACACUGAAAAAAGUUGCUUAUUACUACAAUAUAGCCUUGAUUGCUUGUACAAAAUCUUCCUUUUUGAUUCUUAUCAUUUUGUGAGCAAAGAGAGGGCAGAAACAUUGAUGCUGCCGUUAGUCAAUCAGCUGGAAAACAUGCUUGGAGGAGAAGAGAAAUUCCAGGAGAGAGUGACUGUGCAUUUGAUUCCGUGUAUAGCACAGUUUGCAGUCGCAAUGGCAGAUGACUCUCUGUGGAAGCCCCUGAACUAUCAGAUUUUGCUAAAGAUGAGGCAUGCAUCGCCCAAGGUUCGAUUUGCAGCUUUGUUGGCUUUGUUAGAGCUUGCCGAAAAAAUAAGAGAAAAUUAUAUGGUACUACUACCAGAAUCCAUUCCUUUCUUAGCUGAGCUUAUGGAAGAUGAAUGUGAAGAAGUGGAGCAUCAAUGCCAAAAAACCAUUCAGCAGCUUGAAGUUAUUCUUGGGGAACCACUCCAGAGCUACUUUUAAUCCUAUCCCACCAACUCUUCUGGUUUUAGAGGUUAAGGCUUGCAAGGACCAAGAGAACACAACCUUUUUUCUAAUUCUUUGUUUCAUGUAUAUUUUCACAUAUAUAUUUGAUCAUUUUGCUCAAUAUUUAUGUUAAAAGGACUAUUUAGAUUUUAAUUAAAAAAGAACAAAUUUUCAAGUGUAA